AUGAGUCAUAAAGUAUUUGUGUAUGGUACUCUAAAACGAAAUGAACCAAAUCACCACUGGCUUACAGACCCCAAAAAUGGUGUUGGAACUUUUAUGACUGAAGGGAAAACUAAAAAUAAAUACCCAUUAAUCAUAGGGACUAGAUAUAACAUACCAUUUUUAUUACAAGCUCCUGGGAAAGGACAUCAUGUUAAAGGUGAAAUAUAUGAAGUAGAUGAUUUAAUGUUGAGUAAAUUAGAUAUUUUAGAGGAUCAUCCAAAUUAUUAUGUCAGAGAAGUGGAUGAUAUUGUACCUAUAAGCGGCUCACAAUCUGAAAACAUUAAAUGCUGGGUGUAUUUCCUGAAGAAUUUCCGGCCCGAGUUGUUGUCAAAGCAGCAGUUUGAAUGCUACUCGUCCAACGGAGAUCACGGAUUGAAGUACAUGGAGAGGUCUAACAGAGAUCCUAACGAUGAUUACUAUCCCGAAGUUAAAAGAUGA
Messenger RNA from Danaus chrysippus (African queen), 477 nucleotides. The record is from the annotation of a GenBank genome assembly. NCBI's taxonomy places the organism in Eukaryota, Metazoa, Arthropoda, Insecta, Lepidoptera, Nymphalidae.